AAUCCAAUGGAGGCCAUACAUAACGAAAGAUUUCCAACAUUAUUCAUCAAUCAUGGUGCACCCAAUAUGAUCCUGGACAAGACGGACAAGACCACAAUCUUCCUGACAAACUACCAAGCCAACGCCGCUCAUUCCAAGCCACGUGCAAUCCUCAUCGUCUCUGCUCAUUGGGAGGCCAAAGAGUUCACAAUCACAACAGGCAAACAUGUUAAGCCUAUUCACGACUUUUAUGGGUUUGAGGAGUUGAUGUAUCAGAUGGAGUACACUGCCAAUACUUCACCGGAGCUCAUAACAAGAUUGGAUGGAUUGUUCAAACAUGGUAAUAUCACUUUGAAGCAUGAUGAUAAGCAGGGAUUGGAUCAUGGCGCAUGGACCAUUCUAAAGAUGAUGUAUCCCAAUGCUGAUGUACCAAUUGUUCAACUAUCACUGCAACACAAUCUGGAUGGUGAUCUACACUAUCGUGUCGGUCAAUUGUUACAACCCUUGAGAGAUGAGGGAGUGUUGAUCAUUGGCAGUGGCAGUACAUUACACAAUCUACGUCUGUUGUUCAGUGGUGCUGCGACUCAGCAUGAGCACCCUAUCAAACAGUUUGAGACAUGGAUACAAGCCACAUUGACUGCUCCUCUACCCGAUGGAAAUGGGGAGGAUCGACAACAACGUCUUCUCAAGUUCCGUUCAGCACCAUCAUUCCAACUUGCACAUCCUCGUGAGGAGCACUUCAUCCCACUCAUGGUACCUGCUGGCGCUGGCAAUGCUGUCACAGCACAACUCAUUCAUUGCGAUUGGAGGGCACCAUCCUUCUGUCUAUCAUGUUUCCAAUGG
Acytostelium subglobosum LB1 is the source of this 822-nucleotide messenger RNA. RefSeq lists its product as hypothetical. NCBI's taxonomy places the organism in Eukaryota, Evosea, Eumycetozoa, Acytosteliales, Acytosteliaceae. The annotation marks the transcript as partial. The record is from RefSeq and is a predicted model, not a curated record. The transcript is spliced from 2 exons. Gene Ontology annotation, molecular function: oxidoreductase activity, acting on single donors with incorporation of molecular oxygen; zinc ion binding; ferrous iron binding.